AUGGGCAAGAGAAAAUACGGCAAUCCUUCUUCGCCUAAAGACAGCCAAUUGCUGUUGUCGGACCAGAUCCGGUCGUCGCAGGCGUGCGACCGGUGUCGUCUCAAGAAAAUAAAAUGUGAUGGGCUCAAGCCCAGCUGCACAUCGUGCAAAAAGGUCGGUUUUCAUUGCCAGACCAGUGACAAACUCACACGACGCGGAUUCCCGCGUGGCUACACCGAAAUGCUCGAGCGCGAGGUAAUCAAGCUCCAACGCCAGCUCAAUCUUGUCGAUGAGGACGGUAACACUAUUGCGCCCGGGUCGCGUGAAGUUUCGUCCGCAGCCGCAACAUCCGUGUCCGUAGCCACACAUGGCGCCGACCUCGACGUGAACCACAAAUCCCACCACGGGCCUCGGCUCCCGUUUGUCAACGACACCUUCCACUACUACAGCAAUUACGUUGGACCCGACGAGCGCUACAUUGGCAAUGCCACUUGGAAUCUGCUCACCGACACCGUCAGCGUGCUGUCGCACAACGCCAUACCUGACGAGGAUGCGUGGCUCCGCAGCUACCUCGUACAGCAAUUUCAACUCACUCACAACUAUCUGCCUGCUGUGCUACUCUCUAAGUACCACGGUGACUCUGCAUUCACCCGCAAGCGCGUCAGCAGAGGCAUCACAGAGUUCUUCCGUAUUGGCAUGUCGCUCGUGCCCAUCCUCAGCUCGCCUGAGUGGGAGAAAGACCUCAUGGAUGUCUUCGACACCACCGCACAUCCAACCACCGUACUAGCGCUCCUGCUAGUGAUCCAACGCCAAUGGUUAUGCUUCAGUGACGAUAAGCUUUUCGUUGCCACUAAGAUCGUUUGCACGAACUCCACCCGCUCUUUGCGUAAUCUUCAGUGUAUGCUCCUUGCGAGUUACUAUUUCAUGGGCACUCCGGGUUCUGCAGUUUUAGGGAACGCUUCUACUAGUGCCUACUCUUCUGAACUGCUGCGGUUGUGUUUCGCAGAAGUUGUCAAUAUGGGCAUUUUCAUCAAUAGUCGUCGUCUCAUCCCCGUGAGUUCGCAACAGUCGCUUAACCACACUGAGCGGCUCAUUACAUUUUGGUGUUUUCAAUUUCUUGAUUCCUGGUGGACUCUCAUACAGGGAACUCCAAAAUACAAUUUCACACUUGACGAGUUUCAGCCUCCUACGGUAUCAUCGUUGCAAAUCCCCAGAUUUAAACCAUUUGGUCUUCUGGUGGACUUCGUUGUUGGCUCUCUGGACGGUUGCAACUUCCUACAUGCUUUAUCCCAAGGUGGGGCUUCUCAAUUGGUUCUUGUUCUGGAAAGCUUUCGAAAAAUUCUCAUUCAGUACAGCCUUUAUCACAGACUAGAGGACCAUGAGCCCUACAAGCUGCCGAACCUUGUGACAAAUGUAGAAACUCCUCAGGCUGCAGAAAUCCAGCUUACCUUGUAUUACCUGGUCAUGCGUUUUUUUACUGACACCAAGGCAUCACAGUCAAGUGAAAAGCCAUCGGUUUUCGUAGAGGAAACCGCAUACGAGAUUUUGACACUCUAUUAUCUGGUGUUGGUCAACCAAGGAGAUCCGAAGGCACAGCUGCCUCAGCAACUACAGGUGCUCCAUGUACUUCCAUGUGGUAACCUUGAUAUGAUACGAUUAUGCUUGGAAACUCUCCUAGCUUGGGCAAUGUCCCCUCAAGAUCAGGAGUCUGAUGCUCAAUUAAACUGGCAGUUUGAGAAGUAUCAAUCUAUCGUUGCCGCUUGGUGUGGGUUGUGGUAUCAAGAUGAACCCGAAGAUGAACUCUUAGGUAAAUUGCAACUUUUAUUCAAGUUCAAUAUCAGUAUUCCCCUAGAGCGACACAAUUUCAAUUUGGAUAUGCUUAAGUACCUGAACUCCAUGAAGAGUCAUGCUGGACGUCCACUUAUUCUACGUCCUCCUGCCAAUGCUGCUGCGGAGGUUAUCGACCCAUUUGACAUGUUCAAUACUGGUGACGUUCCUAGUACUUUGCCUACAUCACAGCAUAUUAAUGCACUUUUUAACCCUCAACUCUCGCAAGAAACCACACUUGGUCAGGAAGAGGAUGAUGGUUACGCUGAAGAUGAUGAUGAAGACGAAGAUACUCCGCUGGAAAUUCCUUUUAGCAAAAAACGUCAUCCAACUAUGAGAACUCAAUCGAUACAGGAAUCCAUUCUUCCGCAGCGGUCAGGCUCUCUAUUCGAGCAACGUCAUAAUAAACCCGCUGUGCGGCGAAAGUCUGAUAUGGUCGUUGCUGGCAGUGAUCAUAUUAUACUAAACAAUACGGAACCGGUACUUGGAUCUUCUUCCAAGAAGAGAAAACUAGGGCAAAAUAACUCUAUGGCUAAUGCAGAGCAUUACUCAUUGGUUCAAGGUGAACAGAGGACCCCGCCUCAAGUGGAAACACCGAGGUCGUUAGUGGAGAUGCUAGAUCUGCCCGUUCAAGAAGAGAAGGAGACAACUUCAACACGGAAAGAUGAUGAUGCUUCCCACCAUAGAAUUGCAAUCAAUCAGGAUAGCAUUGAUUAG
Molecule: messenger RNA, 2523 nt
Organism: Lachancea fermentati
Lineage: Eukaryota; Fungi; Ascomycota; Saccharomycetes; Saccharomycetales; Saccharomycetaceae
Source: the annotation of a GenBank genome assembly